AUGUUUUCAAACAUUUUAUUGUGGCUUCGAACUCUCAAUUUGUUCGAAUCUUCUCUCACUGCAAAAAAUGAAUACGAAUUACGAAAUGAGAAAAUAUCAACUCGUAUCUUCAUGAUAAUGUUAAUUAUUUGCAUUCUUAUUAUCAUGAUUUAUACCGGUCAACGCAAUAUAUUGCAUACCAGAGAAGUAACAAAUCCCUCUUAUGAUCUCUUUCAAUCACUUUCGCUUCACUAUCCACAAACACUUCGGUGUCCAUGCAACAAUAUAGCUAUUCCUCAUAAAUAUUUUAUUCAUCUUCAUCCUCAAUUGCAUCAGAUAUGUUCAUCAGAUUUUAUCACCCAAAACUGGAUUGAUCAUAUUGGGUCAGCUAGAGGUAUGUAUAUUUCAGAAGAUUUUAAUUAUAUGGGCGCUCUUAUUUUUCGUACUCUUGCUUCAUUCUGUCAUCGAGCAAAUGAAACAAUUAUGAUAGCCUUAAAAACAUUUAAUGUCAUUCCUUUAAUUACAACUGAAGCAUUUGCCAAAAAUAUAUUUAUCGGACAGAUUAAUGACAUUAUUACAGGUUUUCAAUUAUCAACUGAACUUACAUAUUACCAAGCAAUGAAUUUCAUGGAAUUUUUUAUUCAAACAAGUUCACCAUUACCUAGUCUCUUUAGUAAUGUAAAUAUAAAGCUCCAUACUUGGCCUCCAUUUUUCGUGUAUUUACCUCGUGAAUAUGAAAACGGUACAUGUAGUUGCAACACACGUUCCUCGUGUAUUGAACCUUUGAUCUUAAAAAAUCGUCAAAUAAAUCAAAGCAACACAUCAUCUUAUUUUUAUAUACCAGGUCUAUUUACAGGUUGUUAUUUGACCGAAGCUGUUCGACAAUCUUCACUUAAAUGCUUUUAUGAGCCAUCAUGUAUUAGAACAAUUGAAGAAUUUCUUCAAGCUCCUGUCGUAUUCAACAAAUCAAUUUUAUCUCUCAAUUCAUCUAUUACGAGUCGAUUUAAUAUUUCGUCAACUAUUGAUCAACUUCUUUCGAAAGCGAUGACAGAAAAAUGGAAAGAAAAUAUUUCACAUAUUGAAUAUUUUUAUUAUUGUAAAGUUGUAUUUUGUACAUAUACAUUCAUAUCCAAAUUUAAUAUUAUUUAUAUGAUUACCAUAUUUAUUGGUCUUAUUGGUGGUUUAACAAAAGUCCUUCGAAUAGUUAUUCCUCGAUGUGUGAAAUUUAUUCGACAUCGAUUAGUACCACCACCUAUUGUGGAAAAUCAGCCUAACGUGGUUCAUCAUUCUUGGAAAGAACGACUUUACUUGAUCAAUUACUUUUCUAAACCAUCAUUGAGAUCGAAUCAAGAAAUUAAACAGGAAAUCAUAUCAACUUGGAUAUUCUUUCUGUUUUUGUUAAUAUCAGCUAUUGUACUGACAUCUUAUCAUAGUACUGUACGUGUCACUACAGUUCAUCAAAUUGAAUUUCCCACUAUUGAUGAAUUUAUUAAUCUCCUGGCUGAUCAAUAUUGGAAUCCUUCAUUUUCUUGUCCCUGCUCGACGAUUGCCAUACCUUAUGAAAAAUUCUUUCAUAUUAAUUAUACACUUCAUCCAGUGUGUUCAUCUUAUUUUGUUCAUCAACAAUGGAUCAAUCAUAAACCUCCUGAACAACUUUACAAUGAGCGUUUUGAUUUUCGUCUAGUUCAUGGUUCAUUCUUUAAUGCACUUCUCUCCUUUUGUCAAGCAUCUAUUAAUCAUAUUGAUCAAAGUCUUAAUUCAUUCAAUAAAACAUUAUUUAUUACUGAGAAAGUACUUACUUCAGAAACAUUUGAGGCUGAAGUAAAUUCAAAUUUCAUGAUAUUCAAAAAAUCAAUAAUCCGAUCUUUUGCACGUGAUAUUGCACUCAUUUCUGAUAUGACACGGAUGAACGGACUCAUGAGUACACAAGAGACAAACUUUGGUUUCAUGUUCAACUUUACGAACAGAACAUCAUCUCUGGCAUCCUACUACUAUGUUGCACAUAUUAUUGAAGUAGAGCCACUUGCAUUUUGUCGUUGCUAUCCUACUGUGAAAUGUUAUAUUCCAUUGGUAAUAUACGAUUCGAGUAUUGAUUUAUAUCCAGAUGAUGUUAUUCCAGGUCUAUAUUUAGGAUGUUUAACAGUUGAAGGUAUUCGUUAUUCUACUCUAGCUUGUCUUUUUAAUCAAUCGUGUGUAAAUAAAAUGUCUUUUUGGUUACAAACAUCUCAUGUAAAAGCCAUUGAUAUUGAUAAACUUAUUAAUUUUUAUCCUAAUUCAACCGUUAAUGAAAUUGAAAAUGAAUUAUUUGUUGAUGAAUGGAAUUAUUCAAUUUCUUAUCGUACUUUUUAUGAAAUUUGUCAUCCUGAUCGUUGUACAUACACAUUAAAUCAACGAAAUUCUUUUUGGAUUAUCUUAACUACAGUUAUUAGUCUUAUCGGUGGUCUUAUGAAAAUUUUUCAAAUUGUUGCACUUUAUUCUGUUCGAGGUAUAUUUUUCUUGUAUACACGUUGUCGUUGUGGUCAUCAACAAAGAGAAAUAACUCCAGUAAGAACUCCAUUCAUCGUUUCUAUUCGAUCGAUUCUUCAACGAUUAUAUCAAUUAAAUUUAUUUCAUAAAGAUCAUAGAAAUUCUAAUAAUAAUGAAUUUGAAAUUCGAAAUGAAAUUAUUUCAACACGUUUAUAUUUAAUUUUACUUUUUCUUUCACUUAUUAUUCUGACUAUUUAUUCUUCUCAAGUUGAAUUGACAAAAACUGUUAUAAUAACUAAUCCAUCAAUUGAACAAUAUAUUUCACUUUAUGAUAAUUUUCAUCAAACAUUAAUUUGUCCAUGUACAAAUAUUAGUAUUUAUCAAGAAACAUUUCUUAUUAUUCAACCAAAUUUUCAUCAAAUUUGUUCAAGUGAUUUUGUUGAUUCUCGUUGGAUAACUGGAAUUUCAAAGGUAGCAGAAAUAGAUUCAUUUAGUAACCGGGAUUUUCGAACGUUUGGUGACGCAAUUUUUGCUACUAUUGCAUCACUUUGUCAAUUAUCAUUUACACUAAUUAAUGGUAAACAUUUAGAUUUUAAUAGAUCAUCUUUUAUUACUAAUCAAAUUAUUCCAAAAAAUCAAUUGUCAAAAGAAGGACAAUUACUUAUUGAUCUUUUUAUUACAACAAUUGAAAAUACAUUCAUUAAUUCAAUGCAAAAUAUACGUGAUACAAUAGAUACAAAUACUUUUAUUUCAUUUUAUGGCUCAUCAACACGGAUUCAAGCUACGAUAAUUAAUCGGACAAGUAUGAAAAUAUCAAUUCAACCAAGAGUUUAUAAUAUGUCGACAUUAUCAUGUUCAUGUUACAUAGAUCCAACAUGUACUGUACCAGCUGCUCUUUAUGAUCCUAUUAAUUAUACACUUAUUUACUAUCUAAUUCCUGGCUUUGUUGUUGGUUGUUCUAUGAUUGAAGCAACUUUACAAUCAAAUCUAAUUUCACUUUAUAAUCAAACAUGGAUUGAUGAAUUUCGGGAAAAAAUUGAAUUUGAUAAUAAAAAUCCUAUUCCUUUCUAUACAAGAGCCUUGAAUGCGUCUCGUAAUAGUCAAUACAAUAUUACUACAUCGAUUAAUGACAUGAUGAUAAAAAUGAUGACUGAAUCUUGGUAUACUCAUGUUAAUUAUUCAACAUAUUUUGAACAAUGUCAUCCCAUUGAAUGUAAAUAUACGUAUGUUAUUAAAUAUGAUUUUGUUUAUAUUAUAUCUACAAUUAUUGGGUUAAUUGGUGGUCUUGAUAUUAUCUUUCGAUUUGGAAUUCCACGCACAAUUAAAUUAAUUCGACGAUGUUGGUUCAAACGAUCUUGUCAACGACAAAUUGUAAUUAUUUCUGAUACAACAGAUAAUAUUUGA
This is a messenger RNA of Adineta ricciae, 3849 nucleotides long. Lineage: Eukaryota; Metazoa; Rotifera; Eurotatoria; Adinetida; Adinetidae. The record is from the annotation of a GenBank genome assembly.